AUGGUCCUAGGAAAACCACUAGAUGAGACUGUAAAGGUCAAUGUUGAUUUUUUGCUUUUCAGUGAUGUCUUGGCAUUGCCCAUUUUCAAGCAGGAAGAUUCUAGCCUUCCAUUGGAUGAUGAAACUAAAAACCCGCCCUUUCAGUAUGUGAUGUGUGCCGCAACAUCUCCAGCAGUAAAACUGCAUGAUGAAACGCUCACUUACCUGAACCAAGGUCAGUCUUAUGAAAUUCGGAUGCUGGAUAAUCGGAAAAUGGGAGAUAUGCCUGAGAUCACUGGAAAAUUGGUAAAGAGCAUCAUAAGAGUCGUAUUCCAUGAUAGACGGCUACAGUAUACAGAGCAUCAGCAACUCGAAGGUUGGAAGUGGAAUCGCCCAGGAGAUAGACUUCUUGAUUUAGAUAUUCCAAUGUCUGUGGGAAUAAUUGACACAAGGACAAAUCCCAGCCAGUUAAAUGCGGUUGAAUUUCUGUGGGACCCUGCAAAACGCACAUCUGCUUUCAUUCAGGUGCACUGCAUCAGCACAGAAUUUACUCCACGGAAGCAUGGAGGCGAAAAGGGAGUGCCUUUCAGGAUCCAGGUUGACACCUUUAAGCAGAAUGAAAAUGGAGAAUAUACAGAUCAUCUGCACUCAGCUAGCUGCCAAAUCAAAGUUUUUAAGCCUAAAGGUGCAGACCGGAAGCAAAAAACUGACCGAGAGAAGAUGGAGAAGAGAACUGCUCACGAAAAAGAAAAGUAUCAGCCAUCCUAUGAUACCACAAUCCUCACAGAGAUGAGGCUUGAGCCUAUAAUUGAAGAUGCAGUUGAACAUGAGCAGAAAAAGUCCAGCAAGCGGACUUUGCCAGCAGACUACGGUGAUUCUCUGGCAAAGCGAGGCAGUUGUUCUCCGUGGCCUGACACCACCACAGCCUAUGUGAAUAACAGUCCCUCCACAGCGCCCACUUUCACCUCCCCACAGCAGAGCACCUGCAGCGUCCCAGACAGCAAUUCUUCUUCCCCAAAUCAUCAGGGAGAUGGAGUUUUGCAAACCUCUAGUGAACAACUUCAGCCUUCAGCCACCACCCAGGAAACACAGCAGUGGCUGCUCAAAAACAGAUUUUCUUCCUACACAAGACUGUUUUCCAAUUUUUCAGGUGCCGACUUAUUAAAACUGACAAAGGAAGAUUUAGUACAAAUUUGUGGUGCAGCCGAUGGAAUUCGGCUGUAUAAUUCACUGAAGUCAAGGUCGGUUAGGCCCCGCUUAACCAUCUAUGUCUGUCAGGAGCAGCCGGGCAGCUCACUGCUGCAAGGGCAGCAGCAGGCUGCAGGCAGCGGAGCCGAGAAUGGCAGUGGGACACCCUACGUUUAUCAUGCAAUCUACUUGGAAGAAAUGGUUGCCUCAGAAGUUGCUCGAAAACUUGCGUUGGUGUUUAAUAUUCCUUUCCACCAGAUUAACCAGGUUUACAGACAGGGUCCCACUGGUAUUCACAUUCUUGUUAGUGAUCAGAUGGUUCAGAACUUUCAAGAUGAGAGUUGUUUUUUAUUCUCCACAGUAAAAGUUGAAAAUAGUGGUGGUAUCCACAUAAUUUUGAAGUGAUUUCUUAUAUAGUCUGAACUAUAUUCAUUACCAAAUAAAGUCACGCUUAAAAGUGUGUGAAGACUGAAUCCAAGAAGUCUUGGGAUUGGAUUUUACUGUAUGAAUGUUUCAUAUUGAAAACACAAGAUGACCUUUCUAAUGAGCUGUAUGAGAGGCGACUCUCCUCACUGCCACUGCCAUAGCCAAGCAUCCUCGUGAGAGUGAGCACGUCGGGACAGCACGCUGCUCUGGGGCCGCGGGGCAGGCUGGGCUGCCUGCCUCUCUAGCAGAGGCCAGUAGAGAAGAGUUCCUCAAAGCAGCCCUGGCUGUCUUUUUACACUGUAUGUGGUUUGAAGAUGAAUGUAAAAACCUACUGUGGGCAUUUACCUUUCUGUGCCAGUUUGGCCUGAACCUCCUGCUGACCUGGACUGGGGACAGUGCUGUUGUGGAGCCAGCAGGGAGCCUGUCUGCAGAGAUGCGAUGUGCUGAUACAGUGACUGAUGGUCAGGUAAGAGGCUUGGCACUUCUCGGAAGAAGCGUGUCUAAGGGUGUGCGUCUCACGUGAUCAUGCCAGAUUGGGACGAGCCAAGCAGGAAGACGGGCUGGAAGCGAGCUGCAUUAUCAAGAGUACCUUGGUGAGAGGAUCAGUGUAAAUCCUAAUAGGUACAAAGACUUUGUGUUUUUGCUUUGUCACAGAUUUGACAAACUUUUGCUUCUGCUUCCAUUUUUAGCAUUUUAUUUCUGGUUUUCAUUUUCAAGCCCCAUUGCCUUUUAAAAAUUAAGUGGUUUUCUUUCUUUUUCCUCCAUCCCUCUGUCUUCGACUGCCCUUCCCAACUCAUCCCCACACCAUCCUUUUAAACAUUUUUAAAGCCCGACCCCAGACAUUGGAAAUAGGUAAGCAGGAGAAAAAGUAUAGGUUCUGACAUGGUGUCAAGGAGACUUUAUCAACAAGUUGAAAUUAUUCUUGGAACACUAGACAUCAUAAACCAAACACUAAAUUGUAUCAUGUAAACUCCUUACACUUCUCAAAUAUUGAGCUUUGGUACAAUCAUGAGUAAACAUUCUGGUGUUUAUUUAGAGGCCUUUUUAUACACCACAUAUAGUUUUUCUAUAAGAAAUUUGUCUCUUCACAAAACCAACUUCUUGUCAGCCAGUGUACUUAUCAAAGAGAACCCACUGUUUUUGCAAUUUUUCCUACUCUUUAAAGCCUUUCCCAAAAUUCCUCAGCAAGAAUUGUUGAGGCCUGUGCUGUAGCACACCCAACUUAUUUUUAAAAUUCAAUUCCAUUUUAAUUAUAGCAUCUCUGUCCAUUUACCCAGGUGUCUUGAAUGUAUUAUUUGCUCCUUUUCUUUGGGCAGAAAUAGGAAUGAGUCAUUUUGAAUUUAAAAUCUUUCCCAGAAGAUGAACUACUUAAGGGAGUGGGGGGUGUCUGAUACAAAGAAGCACUGUGUCUGUUUCCAUCUUUGGUUUUAAAAUAUCUGUAACUGUUAGAGGCCAUAAAGCAGGAGAGCCUUCCUUUCUGUCAUGUUCCCUUUGCUUUCGUAUGAGCACAUGUUUUCUGUACCAAUCACUUGGGAAAGAAGAGAGUUUCUAUUAAUUGUUUUAGUUUUGCUUGUCGAUUUAGCAUUCCUUUUUGAGUCUCAAGAUUUAUGGAACAAUAAAUGUCAUUCAAUGCUGUGUGCUAUUCUGAAUUCCUCAUAGGGUUUUAGAAGUGGGGUAAAAAAGUUAAAAGCUCAUCAAACUUGAAAUCACACACCAAGUGGUAUUGAGCAUUAGUCUGUCCCAGUGAACAAGUUAAAUUAUGGCACCAGCAGAUUUGCUACUUUGUUUUUUUAAUAGUAGGAUGUAUACAUUUCCGUAUAAUAAAUGUUUUCUGAUUGUU
Myotis brandtii (Brandt's bat) is the source of this 3433-nucleotide messenger RNA. It is a transcript of the gene UBP1, whose product is annotated as upstream binding protein 1 (LBP-1a). NCBI's taxonomy places the organism in Eukaryota, Metazoa, Chordata, Mammalia, Chiroptera, Vespertilionidae. Bases 1 to 1572 code for a protein of 523 amino acids. The record is from RefSeq and is a predicted model, not a curated record. Gene Ontology annotation, biological process: regulation of transcription by RNA polymerase II. Gene Ontology annotation, cellular component: nucleus. The transcript has 16 exons. Gene Ontology annotation, molecular function: RNA polymerase II cis-regulatory region sequence-specific DNA binding; DNA-binding transcription activator activity, RNA polymerase II-specific.